AUGUCUUCCAUCUACAAGCUUUCCAUCUCUGGUAUCCGUUCUUUCUCUGAUGAAUCCCAGGAAACUAUCCAGUUCGGCAAGCCUCUCACCCUCAUUGUUGGUACUAACGGCUCUGGAAAAACUACGGUCAUCGAAUGCCUUAGAUACGCCACUUCUGGUGAACUUCCACCAAACACUAAAAACGGAUCUUCUUUCAUCAAUGAUCCGUCUCUACACUCUGCCAAUGAAACUAAAGCACAGAUCAAAUUGGCUUUCCAGAAUGUCAAUAAGGUUAGUAUGAUUCUCUCUAAGUCUCUCAUGGCAUCAAGGAAUCCGAAGUCUCAUAACAUCAGCUUCAAAACUCGAGAGAACCAGUUGAUGGCCAUCAGAAACGGAGAAAGACAGACAAUCAGCUCCAAAGUUGCUGAUAUCGAACCUCUUAUUCCCCAACAGCUUGGUGUAUCAAAGGCUGUGCUUAUUUACGUUAUAUUCUGCCAUCAGGACGAUAAUGGAUGGCCCAUAAGUGACUCUGCAACGUUGAAAAAACGAUUUGAUGAAAUAUUCGAUUCCGUAAAGUUUAUCAAAGUUCUUGAAGAGAUGAAGGCUGCUACUAAAGAGCUCAAUAUACAGAUAAAAGUGCUUACAAACGACGUCUCUCACUUGGAAAAUGACAAGAUUAGGGCCAAGCAAAAACGUGCUCAUCUAUCGAGUUUAACUUUUCAAAUUCAAUCUCUGGAAGAUGAGAUGGUUCAGCUUAAAAUGCUUAUUGACGAGGAUGAUGCUAAGUUAUCUGAUUUAUACAAUACUAAGCAAGACUACGAACGAACUCUUAGUCAACUUGAGUCUUUAAAACAACAGCAAAACAGCACUAAGCAGCACAUCGAUCGAAUUAGAACGACAAGCAAGAUUCUUAAUGAACCCAGAGAAGUAUUACAAGAUAGAUUGAACGAUUUCACCAAUUUUAUGGCAGUUAAGAGGCAGAAGGUGGAUCACUUACAGGAGGAGAUUCAUGUGAGGAAUGUUGAUAUCGACUCUAAGAGAGCUCAAUACGAUGAAGCGAUGUUUGAACAUGGAAAAUUGGAAGGAAUAUUUGAUAAGUAUCAGAGUAAUAGGGAAAGGCUCAGGAUGUUGUUCGAUAAGUAUGAUUUUAUCGAUAUCACUGAUUUAAAUGGUUCAGUAGCCAAACUCAAUGCUCAAUAUAAAUCCGAAAAGAGUGAGAUGAUAGAGAGAUUAGAUGACUAUGACUUCCAGUUGGUUACGGUGAAAGAAGAAAUUACCAAAGAAGAACAGCAUUGUCAUUACAUCAAAACAGAUAUUUCAAAUUUGAAGGAUAAUGAGAAAGACAUGCAGAAAAGGCUUAGUGGACUUGGAGACAAUACUACAAAAUUGGAGAGUGCUAAGGGAUAUCUUAUAGAAAACGAAGAGAAACUUGAUGAUAAGAGGAAGAAUAAUGGCAUAUCUGAAACGUUGCGGCAAAUUGAAGGAUGCAAUACUACAAUCAAAAGAUGUGAGGUUGAAAUCGAUGAUAUUCAACGAAAGAUGAACAUUGCAAGGAAAAAUGAAGAAAUUCACUCUAAGUACAAUGUUCUUGUUGAGAUGAACUUGAAGUGUAUGAGAUCAAAAGAUACUGCGGUGAAGAAAUUGAAGAAUUUGCUAUCUACAGAAAACGACCCUCAAGCUGAGUUUCUCAUUCAAGUUAACAACUUAGCCACAGAGAGGAAAGCUUGCCAGACAAAGCUGGAAGACUUGAAGAUGAAACGAGCCCAACUCAAUUCAAAUUUGAGCCGGAGUCAAGAAUUACGCUUUCAAGCCUCUGAAGAGUUGAAACGGCUAGAGGCCGGUUUUUACGAAAUCUCUAAUAAGUAUAUGGCAUGUUAUGGAGAGGAAUUGAAGAGUGAUGAAUUUGAUGAUGUGUUGUUAGAGGUAGAAAAUGAUUAUAGUAAUGAUUUCACAACAAUGAAGAAUCAUGAGUCGUAUGUGACGUUCAAUAAACGAGCCAUUGAGCUUGCCAAAGCUAAGAAUGCAUGUCUUCUUUGUCAUAGAGAGUUUCAAGGUCAGGAGCAGUCGCAGUUUUUCAAACUUUUAGGGGAGCAGAAUAAGAAGUUGAACGAUAGUGAAGAGGCAAGUAACUUGCUUAAACAAAAAGAAGAAGUCUUAAAGAUGAUGAGGAAUGCGAGUAAGGAUGUUGCAAAGGUUAAGUCGCUGAAAGAUGACAAUAUGGACAAAGAUGUAGUACGUUAUGGAAAUGAGCUUAAAGAGGUGAGCUCUGUGAUUGAGACGGAGAAUGAAAGCCUCGGGAAUAUUAUGGAUCAGCAGGAAAAGAUGAAAAGCUGGGAAUCUGACGUUAUGCAUAUUCGUCACUGGAAUGAGGAAACUGAUGAAAGAAAGAGGCAGAUUGACAGACUGAAUCAAGAACUGAUUGAUGAUGGCUCGUCUGGCGAAUACAAGGAGUUGGAAGAACGUUAUAGGGAGUAUUCCGAAGAGAUGAGGAAAGCGCGGAGUAAUUUAGAGAGUUACAGAGCUGAGAAGGAAUUGAAAUUGACUGAAUUGAAUAGAAUUGAAGCAUCAGUAAGUGACUUGAAGCUUAAAAUUAAGAGUUUAGAGCUGAUAUCGAUGGAUAAGAUCAACAUUGAAAAGUCUGUUGAGGAAACUAAGAAGCAGAUUGUUUCUUUAGAGAGUUCGCUUGGGGAGAGUAAAGCCAGGUGUAAGAUACUGCAGGCGAGUUACGAUAAGAGCAAGCGAGAGAUGGAUGGAUACAAGAAUGAGGUGAAGGUUAAGGUUGGUUCCUUAGAAAACCAAUUGAAUGAGAAAAAGGAGAUCAGAAAUGAGGUGGUCAAUAUUGAUAAUGCUAUCAAGGAAUAUGAGAAUACAUAUGCAUAUAAGCUUGAAGAGUGUAAGAAGCGGAUACAGGUUUAUAAAAGCAGUAUUGCCGCAAUUGAGCCUGAGAUUUCUGAAUUGGAAAGUCAAAGAGAGGAGUUGGAGAAGCAGAUAAGUGAUGCUAGUGGUGAGGAAAGGACUAUUACAUACAACAUCGAGCUUAUUUCCUUGGAGAAUGAGUUGAUAAAUAUUGAAGAAGACAUUGGUAAGCUUGAUGUGAAAAAGGCAGAGGCUGAAAGAGAGACAUAUGUUACGCAAAGCCGACAUUUACAAGAGCAGCAGAUGGAACAUAGACGGCAGUAUGCCACGAAGGUGGGAGAGAAGACUCAGAUCCAGAAGCAGACAGAGUCCAUUGUGCAAGAGAUGAAUAGAGAUUACAAAGACGUGGACAAGAAGUACGGAGAACAAUAUGCUAAGCUACAAACGAAACUUGCAUUGGUCACAGAUUUGGGAACAUGUUACAAGGCCACUGAUGAUGGUGUUAUGAUGUUCCACCAGCAGAAGAUGAUGGAGAUCAACCGAAUCAUAGACGAGUUAUGGAAGACAACUUAUACAGGUAAUGAUGUGGAGUCGAUUAUGAUUAAGGCCGAUCCAAUUUCCGCAGGUAAGCCACGUACAGGUUCGAUCAGAUCACAUAAAUCGUAUAAUUAUCGUGUGGUGAUGAUUAAAAAUGGCGUGGAGUUAGAUAUGCGCGGUAGAUGCUCUGCGGGACAGAGGGUUUUGGCUUCUAUCAUCAUACGUUUGGCACUUGCAGAGUGCUUUGGACUCAACUUUGGUAUGAUCGCAUUGGAUGAACCCACUACAAACUUGGACGAGGAGAAUGUGGAGAGUCUAGCCAAGGCAUUGAAUAAGAUUAUCGAAAUGAGGUCCGUUCAAAGGAAUUUCCAGUUAAUUGUGAUUACCCACGAUGAGAAGUUUUUACGGUAUAUGAAUGCAGUGUCAUUCACAGAUCAUUAUUAUAGAAUUGCUAGAAAUGAGAGACUACAUUCGACGAUCAGUAAGGUGAGAAUCACUUCACUAUAA
Messenger RNA from Brettanomyces nanus, 3879 nucleotides. RefSeq lists its product as uncharacterized. Gene Ontology annotation, biological process: chromosome organization involved in meiotic cell cycle; telomere maintenance via telomerase; double-strand break repair. NCBI's taxonomy places the organism in Eukaryota, Fungi, Ascomycota, Pichiomycetes, Pichiales, Pichiaceae. Gene Ontology annotation, cellular component: nucleus; Mre11 complex; condensed nuclear chromosome. Gene Ontology annotation, molecular function: double-stranded telomeric DNA binding; G-quadruplex DNA binding; ATP hydrolysis activity. The transcript has a single exon. The record is from RefSeq and is a predicted model, not a curated record. Bases 1 to 3879 code for a protein of 1292 amino acids.